Suricata suricatta (meerkat) is the source of this 6492-nucleotide messenger RNA. It is a transcript of the gene TBC1D32, whose product is annotated as TBC1 domain family member 32. Gene Ontology annotation, biological process: non-motile cilium assembly. The record is from RefSeq and is a predicted model, not a curated record. The transcript has 34 exons. The coding region runs from base 101 to 4018 and encodes 1305 amino acids. NCBI's taxonomy places the organism in Eukaryota, Metazoa, Chordata, Mammalia, Carnivora, Herpestidae.
UUUGCGGUUAGCGGUGACAACUUGAGCUCUGUUCGUACGGAAGGCCGGCAACGACGAGUACACAAGGCGGGUACUUGAGGACCCGUGCUUCCCCAAAAGGAUGGCCCAUUUCUCAGGCGCCGACGAGGUGAUGCUGCAGGCGAUGCUGAGGCAGUUGUUCCAGAGCGUGAAAGAGAAGAUCACGGGUGCUCCUUCUCUGGAGUGCGCCGAGGAAAUCCUCUUACAUCUGGAGGAAACUGAUGAAAAUUUUCACAACUAUGAAUUUGUGAAAUAUCUCAGACAGCAUAUAUGCAACACUUUGGGGUCCAUGAUUGAAGAAGAAAUGGAAAAAUGGAUGUCUGAUCAGAAUCAAGAUGAAGAAUCUGGCUAUGACACAGUUGUACAGCAUGUUACUAAAAGAACUCAGGAAUCGAAAGAAUACAAAGAAAUGAUGCAUUCCCUGAAGAACAUCAUGAUGGUAGUGGUGGAAUCUAUGAUUAACAAGUUUGAAGAAGAUGAUGUACGAAGUCAGGAGAGUCAGAAAAAAAUCCAGAAGGAGAAAAGCAACAGUUACUGCACAGACAAUUGCUCUGAUAGUGAUUCAUCUUUCAGUCAGAGUUACAAGUUUUGUCAAGGAAAGUUACAAUUGAUUUUAGACCAGUUGGACCCUGGGCAACCUAAAGAGGUGAGAUAUGAAGCCUUGCAAACGUUAUGUUCAGCUCCGCCGUCUGAUGUCCUGAAUUGUGAAAAUUGGACCACUCUCUGUGAAAAACUGACAAUGUCUCUUUCAGAUCCCGAUCCUGUGUUUAGUGACCGGAUUUUAAAAUUCUAUGCACAGACAUUUACUCUUUCCCCGUUACAUAUGACCAAGGAAAUUUAUACAAGCUUAGCUAAAUAUUUGAAGUUAUACUUUCUUUCUAAAGAAAAUCAUAUUCCUACUCUCUCAACUGGUAUAGAUGUAAAUAAUCCUACUGUGAUCUGCUUACUUAAAAAGGUUCGUCUUCUAAAUGAGUAUCAGAAAGAGGCUCCAUCUUCCUGGAUUCGCCACCCAGAAAAGUAUAUGGAAGAGAUUGUGGAGAAUACUUUGUCCUUAUUAUCCGUUAAACAUGAUCCGAGCCAUCUUGUUUCACAAAAGAUUUUGGAUCCGAUCUACUUUUUUGCAUUGGUUGAUACCAAGGCUGUGUGGUUCAAAAAGUGGAUGCAUGCACAUUAUAGCAGAACUGCAGUCCUAAGACUUCUUGAAAAGAAAUAUAAAUCUCUGAUAACUACGGCAGUUCAGCAGUGUGUUCAGUACUUUGAGUUGUGUGAGGCCAUGAAAGCCGAUGAGAUUUUGGGUCAUUCAAAGCAUUGUGGGAACAAACAGAAAACCUUCUACUACUCAGGACAAGAAUUACAAUAUAUUUAUUUCAUUCACUCACUGUGCCUUUUAGGAAGCUUAUUGAUCUAUACACAAGGCAGACGGCUAUUUCCUAUAAAGCUGAAGAAUAGGAAAGAUUUAGUAUCCCUUACAGAUCUUGUGGUUUUGUUUACCCAACUUAUCUAUUACUCACCAAAUUGUCCAAAGAUGACAUCAGCUGCACAUCUAGAUAAUUACUCCCCUGCAAGUAUGGUGACUGAAGUUCUUCAGAUGCUCUGUGAUCAGAAAGAGUGUGCCGUCGAAUGCUUAUAUAACAGCACUGUGAUUGAGGCACUUCUUCAGCCUGUUCACAAUUUAAUGAAAGGAACUAAGACUCCUCCAAAUUGCUCUGAAACUGCUUUAAUUCUCAUAGCUGAUAUCUUGGCAAGAAUAGCGUCUGUAGAAGAAGGACUUACCUUACUUCUUUAUGGAGAAAAUAUGAACUCUUCUGAAGAAAAAAGUUCUACAGGUGCUCAUAUAAUUGCCCAGUUUUCGAAAAAACUUCUUGAUGAAGAUAUUUCUAUUUUUUCUGGUUCGGAAAUGUUGCCUGUGGUUAAAGGAGCUUUUAUUUCUGUGUGUCGUCAAAUAUAUGGUACCUGUGAAGGCUUACAGGUGUUAAGUCCGUACAGUUUGCAUGAGUCUAUAGCAAAGGCAUGGAAGAAGACAAGUUUGCAAUCAGAAAGAACUCCUACUCCAGUCAAGUGUUCAGAAUCUGUUUCUUCAAUAAGCCAGGAAUCCCAAAACAUUAUGGCUUGGGAAGAGAAUUUGUUAGAUGAUUUACUAAAUUUUGCUGCCACUCCCAAAGGACUACUAUUUCUUCAAAGAACAGGUGCCAUCAAUGAAUGUGUGACAUUUAUGUUCAACCGAUAUGCAAAAAACUUACAGAUCAGCAGGCAUAAAAAGUCCGGCUACGGAGCAUUGGUUACACAAGUGGCAUCAACAGCCGCAGGUUCAGUAGUGCUAAAGAGUUCAGGGUUUAUUAAUGCACUUAUAACUGAGUUAUGGACCAAUCUGGAAUGUGCAAGAGAUGAUGUGAGAGUGACCCAUCCCAGAUCUACUCCGGUGGAUCCUAUUGACCGGAGCUGUCAAAAGUCUUUUCUAGGACUGGUGAACUUGUUACCUUAUCCUGCUGUUUAUGAGCUGGUAGGCAAUCGAGAUCUUCCUAAUAAAGCAGAAUAUUCUCUUCGUGAAGUCCCAACAUGUGUUAUUGAUAUUAUAGAUAGACUUAUGAUUUUGAAUUCAGAAGCUAAGAUUCGUUCUUUAUUCAACUAUGAACAGUCGCACAUCUUUGGUCUAAGGUUGUUAAGUGUUGUGUGCUGUGAUCUAGACACUCUUCUCCUAUUAGAGGCUCAGUAUCAAGUAUCUGAAAUGUUACUAAAUGCUCAAGAAGAAAAUAUCUUAGAGAACUCUGAAAGCCACAGGGAUUUUAUAAUUGAUGGCUUAUCAGUAGAGAGAAACCAUGUUCUUGUUAGAAUAAAUUUUAUUGGUGGGCCCAUGGAACGAAUUUUGCCUCCAAGGGUAUUGCAGAAGGGUGAUGAUCCAUAUCCUUGGCCAAUGUUUUCAUCAUAUCCUUUACCAAACUGCUAUCUGUCAGAAGUUACAAAAAAUGCUGAUCUAAAACAAGACAAUGAUCUUGGCAAACUUUUAUUACGCUUCAAAAUCUCUGACAAACAAACUGAGUGGAUAGAAAACUGCCGAAAACAGUUUUGCAAAAUGAUGAAGGCCAAACCUGAUAUAAUCAGUGGAAGUGCUUUACCAGAAUUGCUUGAAAAAUUUGUGCUUCAUCUCUCUGAAAGCCCAGCUGAAUGCUAUUUCCCAUUAGUGGAAUAUACAGCUAUUGAUGCAAAUGUGAAGAACGAAAGUCUUUCAUCUGUGCAACAGCUUGGCAUUAAAAUGACUGUCAGGUAUGGCAAGUUCCUCAACCUGUUAAAAGACAGUGCAGAAAAUGAUCUCACCUUGGUUUUAAAGCACUGUGAGAGAUUCCUGAAACAGCAGCAAGUGCCCAUAAAAUCUUCUCUUCUCUGCCUGCAGGGGAGUUAUGCUGGCCAUGACUGGUUUGUAUCUUCUUUGUUCAUGAUAAUGUUCGGAGACAAAGAGAAAACAUUCAGAUUUCUUCAGCAGUUCUCCAGGCUUCUGACCUCUGCUUUCCUUUGGUUGCCAAGACUACAUAUUUCUAGGUACCUACCUACUGACACUAUAGAAUCUGGCAUCCAUCCAAUAUAUUUUUGCAGCGCUCACUAUAUUGAAAUGCUCCUGAAGGUGGAAGUGCCACUUGUAUUUUCAGCUUUUCACAUGUCUGGUUUUGCACCAUCCCAGAUUUGCCUACAAUGGAUAACUCAGUGUUUUUGGAAUUAUUUAGAUUGGAUAGAAAUCUGCCAUUAUAUCGCUACUUGUGUUCUCCUUGGUCCUGAUUACCAAGUGUAUAUCUGUAUAGCUAUAUUCAAACACCUACAACAAGACAUUCUGCAGCACACUCAGACUCAAGAUCUUCAGGUUUUCCUAAAAGAAGAAGCACUGCAUGGGUUUCGAGUAAGUGAUUACUUUGAAUAUAUGGAGAUUUUGGAACACAACUACCGACCAGUGGUGCUGAGAGACAUGCUGAAUGUUAGUGCAGAGCACAUAGGUGGUGGCACGCAGAGGUGAAGGCCGCGUUUUAAUUUUAAAGGAAACAGAGGGACUUAAUCCUUUUCUGUAUCUAUUACGGCAUAUGUUUUGUGAACACACAUAUUGUGAAUCAAUGCUGAGACUUUUUGAAUAUAAUAUAUUCAAGUAGAUAUUAGCUUAAUUUGUGACAAUAAGUAAAUUCAUUUUUGUAAGUUUGUUGUUUUGCAAGGUUGUUUUAGAAUCAGAUCUAAUUUACUUAUAAUUUUUUAUGUUUAAAAGCUAGUCCCAACCUAUGUCUCUUCCUUCAUCAGAGAAGAUUAAAAUAGUUUUACCAAUGAGUUUUGAAUGAAGCGGCAAUACUAUAAAUAAUUGUCUGACUAGCCAGAGAGAGAGUCCAUAGAAACUAGGAAGACAGUUGUUUUGUUGAUUUUCAUCUGUACAUAUAAAGGAAAAUAGACAAAGCCACAACCACUUAUUCAACAUAUGAAGGAAUCAAAUGAUAUUUAUCAUGGCAAAUGCUAAGAAAACUAUUGUCCUCAGACAUAAUUGUUUUUCUCGGAAUUGCUUGUGAUACCUAUAUCAACUAAUAAUUUUUCAUGUGAAAUGUCUCUACAUGGUUCAUUUAAAAGAUAGAUUGGUUAUUUCAUACUGAUAAGCAUUUGUUAUGCAUUUUUUAGUGAUAAAUUUUAUCUGUACUGAACAUUAAGGAGAAUAAUUUCUAAAUUAUUUUAAAUGACUAACACGAUGUUUUAUUUAAAUGGAAGGCUUUGCUCCAAUGAGAUUAUUAAUACAAUAUGCUAAGGUCUAUUUUCCUAUAAUUGUCACAUUUAUUAUAUGAAAAAUAAUACACAAAAAUAUUUUUCAGGUAGUGAUUUCAGUAAGUUUUUUUAAAUUAUACGUAAUAGUUAUUUUGUAUGAAUUGCUUAUGUUUAAAUAUAAAUCAACCAUUAAGACCAUUCUGAAGCUUUUUUUUUAACCAAAAAUGGCUCAUCCUCAACCUAAUUUUUUCGUUCAUAUCAUGAAACAAGUGGCACCUUGCAGUUUUCAGUUUUGCAAUGUUUAGGAUAUUGCAAUAUCAACUUUCCAAAAUUAGGCUUUAUGCUGUAAAUGCUAACAAUAGCUGCUCAGGAAUGGUGUUCCUAAAGGUCACUGAAAAGGUUGAAAGAAGAAAAUUGAGCAAGUUAAUUUGACAUUGCUUCCUUAGGCUGUGAUUGAUAGGAGUUAAGUAAGAGAGUUCUAGAUUACCCAAAAUAGCAACUUUGUCUGCUUUCAAACUUAAUAUUGAAAAACUCUUUCACAGGAUCUGUAAUACAUGUUUAUGGUUUCAUUUCUGUCCACUCUGUACCUGAGUUACUGUUACUCAUACUAAAAAAUUGGCAGCUUUAUUUCUUUUUUAAAAAUUCUUACAUGGUAAUUAGAAAUACAAAUGGAGAAGGAACUAUAACUUAGUUUUAUAUUAUUCAUUGGUGAUUUUGGUUGGAAACUGAAGAUGCUGAUAAUAACAAUUAUAUUUUAGAAAGGUGAAUUCAGUGGGAACUGGAAAGCUUUUGUUUUCAUUUGAUAAAGAAAUGUCUUAUGAACAAUGACCUACCAAAACAGUGAAAUAAAAUGUAAAAUAUGUUAGUAUGUGUAGCUACCACUGUAAAUUCUUUUUUGUAACUAUUAUUUUAAGAAUACUCUUUAGAAUAGAAAUAAAUAACAGCCCUACCUUGCUUCUUUUUAAUUAUUUAAAGUAUAAGUCCUUAAGACAGACUUUAUUUCUGCUUGUGAACAGGUACCUCAUACAUUUACAUGAUUCAUUUUAAGAAAUUGUAUUUUAUAAUACAAUGUAAACAAAUUUGUGAAAAAUGUAAGUGUUCAUAUAUAAAUCUUCGAAUAUGUUUCCAAUAUUUCAUCUCUGUAGUUAUGCCUCCUUAUGCAUAUUCAUCUGAAGAAUCUGUGAUGGUAAAAUAAAUCUCAAAAAUUAAUCUAAACUUAACAAAAUUCUACCCAAAUUUAUGAUUAUUAAAUUGUGUGUUCUAGUUUGAUUUUCCAGUUCCAAGAUAAUUCCUUUGGUUUUUCAUUAAAUGCACAUGUUUUGAGAGUUAAAAGUAUAGUGAAAUAUUUUUAAUACUCAGGGUAGGAUAAAUGAAACCACAGCACCUUCACUCAGAGUCCACAGUCUUUAUGGAGAGAUUAAUAAUUUUAAACUGAAAACGUAAGUUUUAAAGAUGUCAAGUAAGAAAUGACCUCUGGAUCUGGUGACUUCGAUAAGCAGUUUUGAUGGAGUAAUGAAGUUUGCUGGAGUGGGUUUAAAUGAUGCGGAGAGGAAAGACUGGAGACUGGUCCUUCCUGGAGCACUGCUGAGCAGGGAAUGAGAAUAUGGGUGGUAGUUAGGGGGGGCCUGGCGUCAAAAGACCUUUUAAAAUGGGAAGUGGAAGCCUGUUUAUAUGUGGGUGGAAAUGAUGCAGUAGAAAAAGAAACACAUGCUGAAUUUCUCAUAGGAAUAAAAACUGUUAACAGCCAUUUGGAAA